AUGGCUGCUGUUAUCACAUCCACCAUCAAACUUGCCAGCGGGUACGAAAUUCCCCGCCUGGGCUUCGGAGUAGGCAGUCUAUCAAACGUAAUAAUCCUGUUGGGCACUUCUCCAUUUGCACCCUCUAGGACUGACAUGAUUCUACCCAGUCCACCGGAGGAGACGGAACGAUGCUGCCUUGAAGCCUUGAAAGCCGGCUAUUGCCAUCUCGACUCAGCAGCAGUUUACCUUAAUGAGGCCGGCUGUGGCAGCGCCAUCCGUGCUUCGUCCAUCCCGCGUGAGCAGAUCUUCUUCACGUCCAAGGUCUUCGACAUCAGCUAUUAUCAAGCCAAAGCUCAGAUCGACGCGAGCCUUGCAGAAUCCGGGCUCGAUUAUAUCGACUUGAUGCUCCUCCACAAGCCUAUGGGCGGUUCAGAGAAUCGCAAGGGCGCGUGGAAAGCGCUGGUCGAGGCAGCUGAGGCAGGCAAGGUGCGUUCCAUCGGUGUUAGCAACUACGGCGUGCACCACUUGAAGGAGCUCGAGCAACAUAUCGGUGAGCUGGAGGCUGAGCGCGGGGGCAAGGGGAAGGGAGGUAUUAUUAGCAUAAACCAGGUUGAACUCCACCCGUGGUUGGGCCGGAAGGAUAUCGUCGACUGGUGCACACAGCGUGGUAUUGCCAUAGAGGCAUACUGCCCUGUUGUGCGCGGAACCCGCUUUGAGGAGCCGUCAGUCAAAAAACUGGCAGACAAGUACAACAAGACUCCGGCUCAGAUCCUCAUCCGCUGGAGUCUGGACAAGGGCUUCAUUCCGUUACCCAAAAGUGUCACGCCGUUGCGCAUCAGCGAGAAUGCCGGUGUGUUUGAUUUCAACUUGACGCCCGAGGAGGUACGGGAGCUUGAGACGGAUGAAUACAGUCCGGCUGCAUCAUGGGAUCCGACAGUUAUGAAGCUGGAGGAAUAG
Penicillium daleae is the source of this 939-nucleotide messenger RNA. Its product is annotated as aldo/keto reductase. Lineage: Eukaryota; Fungi; Ascomycota; Eurotiomycetes; Eurotiales; Aspergillaceae. The transcript has 4 exons. Gene Ontology annotation, molecular function: oxidoreductase activity. The record is from RefSeq and is a predicted model, not a curated record. Bases 1 to 939 code for a protein of 312 amino acids.